UUGGAUAUCUGUGGAUAACAGUCACUCUUCUUCCUACGUAUAUAUCCAACUCAUAAAUAUCUUGCUCUCAAAAUAUCUAGCAACCUUUACUUUUCUGCAUUACCCUCGUUUCUCUCUCUCUAUGUUCGUCCACGAGCAUGGAUUCCCUUGCUUGCAUUGCCAACCACAAGACUAUAUUAGAAUGGUUCAACAUCUGAUAGAGAGGUGUCUGCUGUUUCAUAUGAGCAGAGAUGAUUGCAUCAAGGCACUUGCAAAGCAUGCUAAUAUUCACCCAGUUGUCACUCUUACAGUGUGGAAAGAGCUUCUCAAAGAGAAUAAGGGAUUCUUCAGAGCUUAUUUCAACGGUAUUUCUCCUAGACACUCAACCAGUAGAGCUGCUGCUGCUGCUGCUGCUGGUGGAAGGGUAGCUCCCUUGACCCGUGUGGCUUGUUACACGUCCAGUUACCAAUAUCAUAAAUAGGCUUAUAUGCUGGUGUAGAUAGCUGCAGAUUAAGUCGUAAAUUAUAUGAAAAUUGAUAUCAAGCACAUGAGAUUCCAAAGCUAUAGUUCCUUCUCA
Messenger RNA from Manihot esculenta (cassava), 556 nucleotides. RefSeq lists its product as uncharacterized. The coding region runs from base 122 to 460 and encodes 112 amino acids. NCBI's taxonomy places the organism in Eukaryota, Viridiplantae, Streptophyta, Magnoliopsida, Malpighiales, Euphorbiaceae. The transcript has 4 exons. The record is from RefSeq and is a predicted model, not a curated record.